AUGCUUAAAAUCCGCCAGCUUCAAAAAAAGAAGCUUGAAGAAGCUGCAGCCAGUGCUGCUGCAACCGCAGAUAUAACAGGAAACUCAUCGACUAUCUCCUCUAACAAUAAGAUAACCCCGGCGCAAUUGAGACUACAGAAAGAUAUCACGGAAUUGGAUAUACCUAAGUCUAUCAAGCUCACCUUCCCCAAUUCUAGCGAUUUGUUCAAUUUCAAUUUGUCCAUAACUCCACAACAGGGCUACUACAAACUUGGAACUUUUCAGUUCACGGUAGAGAUUAACGGGAACUUCCCUAUGGACCCACCUAGGAUCAAGUGCUCCAAUAAGAUCUACCACCCUAACAUCGACUUGAGCGGUAAUGUAUGCUUGAACAUUUUGAGAGAAGAUUGGUCUCCGGUACUAAAUUUGAACUCGGUUUUGAUCGGGUUGAAUUUUCUCUUCUUGGAGCCCAAUCCCAAUGACCCAUUGAAUAAAGAUGCUGCCAAUGUGUUGGUCAAGAAUAAGACCUUGUUUGCGAAGAAUGUGAGAGAUUCGAUGAGAGGUGGGUAUGUGGACCAGGAGUAUUACGAUAGGAUAGUGUAG
Messenger RNA from Dujonia railenensis, 582 nucleotides. The record is from the annotation of a GenBank genome assembly. Lineage: Eukaryota; Fungi; Ascomycota; Pichiomycetes; Serinales; Debaryomycetaceae.